UUAGGUUUAAAAAGUCUUUAUGUAGGUUCUUAGACGCUUUAAUAUUUAUUUAAUUCAAUUCAAUUCAAUUCAAUAUAUUUAUUUAUUCAGUAAUAAUCCAUUUUGUAGAAGUUGUUGCUAAAUUUUUUCAAAAAUGCAACACAAUUUAAAAUUACCUGUAUAUAAAAAGUACAUCGUAUAUAAUUUUUCAACAGUAAUAUCUGUCUACACGUAUUUAUUGAAUUCGUCAUUAAUGAUCUAAAGGAUGGCAGGGACAGAUUCAAAGAAGCAAGUUCAUGAAGAUCGAGCAUCGUUUGGAUUGAUAGAUAUCAUACGUGUUCUUGGAGGUUUACUUCUUUUAAAUGCCUUUUUUUCAUGGUGGUUCACAUCUUCUUCACUCUGGGGUUAUGAAGGUAAAUGGCUGAAUUUGACUUAUAUCAAUUUCCAAUUAUCACCAUUCAGUCAGUAUGUUAACUUGACCCUUGAUGAAUUGGCUAUUUAUGAUGGAACUAAUCCUAAUGUUCCGAUAUAUGUGGCAGUUAAUGGGAGUGUUUUUGAUGUUUCUAGUUCUCCAAAGAUUUAUGGUCCAAAAGGUACUUAUCAUAAAUUAAGUGGGAAAGAUAGUGCAAGAGUCUUCGUUACAGGAUGUUUUCAAAAGGAUGAUGAGUUCACUUAUGAUUUACGUGGUUUAGAUGAAACUGAAAUAGAAAAUGAUAUAUCUCAAUGGAAGCAUUUCUUUGAAGAUAGUGAUAAAUAUUGGUAUGUCGGUACUGUUCAACAUGAGCCAUUAACUGGUGAACCACCAGAACCUUGUGAACAUGUAAAAUUCCCAGGAUAUCAUAAUAGAGGUAAUAACCACAAACAUAAGCAUACAUGAUAAGAUUUAAGAAUAUAUUUU
This is a messenger RNA of Scheffersomyces coipomensis, 877 nucleotides long. RefSeq lists its product as uncharacterized. The transcript has a single exon. NCBI's taxonomy places the organism in Eukaryota, Fungi, Ascomycota, Pichiomycetes, Serinales, Debaryomycetaceae. Gene Ontology annotation, cellular component: membrane; endomembrane system. The record is from RefSeq and is a predicted model, not a curated record. The coding region runs from base 245 to 856 and encodes 203 amino acids.